GGGGGAGGAGGACGUAUGUCCGGCUUGCGGUGUCUGAGGAGAACAGCUGGCUCUGCUCCAUCUCUGUAUACAAUGGAGACUGAUGCGGGUGCCCCGCAUGCGUCCCAGCGGCAACCGCCCAGUCCCUGAGCAGUCGAGGGCGUCCUCCUCCUCAGAGAGCCUUGGAGUUGGAGUACAGCCAUGGUGGACAACCGCUAUGCCACGGCAUUGGUCAUCGGCUCCGUGCUCAGCCUGCUGGCCACUGUGUACCUGUCCGUGGCCGUGGGCACGCAGCACUGGUACGAGUACCGCAGCCCAGCGGCUGUGAGUGAAGCCAACGCCUCGGAACUGCGCGCCCUGCAUGACGACUUCCUGGGCGCCGACUUCGAUGAGAAGACCUACAGCGACACGCUGUUCCGCCUCAAUGGCACAAUGGGGCUGUGGUGGCGCUGCAUCCUGGUGCCCACCCACUCGCACUGGUACAGGGAGCCAGAUCCAAAGAUGGUGACCGAGUGUGUGAGCUUCACGUUGCCCCAGCAGUUCAUUCCCAAGUACCGUGAGCCUGGGAAUCACAACAGUGGAGAAGACCUGCUGAGGACAUACUUGUGGAGGCCUGUGCACUCUGGCCACAGUAUGCUGUUACCUGGCUGGAAUGGACCUGCUUCACCGUGCCUCCGUCCUGCCAGAUGGAGUGGAUGGGUCACUGGGAUGGUCACUCUACCUUGCCCUCAUCUCCUGUCCACUGCACAUGAUGGCUGCAGCCCUGCUAGUGUGGGCCGCUCGCAGCCACGGUCAAAACUAUUAUCGCAUGACUGCUUACAGAGUGGCGUAGUGACCAGCACUUCACCCACCUUGGCAGAGUCCAAACUUUACUAUGUUACUGCUUACAGAGUGACCAUUACAAUAUAACUGAGUACAGUGACCGUUGCCAUUUUACUGUGUCCAGUGACUAUCACUAUUUUACUGUGUGCAGUGACCAUUACCAUAGUACUGUGUACAGAGUGUCAUGUAAACCAAUACUCACUCUUCCCAGUCAUGAUUGGAACCUCUGCCAUACCACUUAUAGAGAGCUAUAUCUGUUUUUAUACAGUUUUCUUCUUUUUUUAAUUGCAUAAUGUGGUGAGGGUUGCCAUGGUAACAAGUUGUGGAGGCUUAUACAUCCAUUUUCUCUGAAACAGUCUCCUCCUAGUGGGUUGAGACAGGGAAAUCCCUGUGGGAGGCAGGUGAUCUGUGUAGUGCAGCCAGGCUCAGCCCAAAAAGUCAGCUGCAAUGCCUCGUGAGUAAUGGGCAGAUGGAAACUAUGGAGGACUGUGUUACCUAAACUGCUGUGAGGGGUUCCACUGCAUGACCAAUGGUGAGAAAGGAUAAAAAAAUGUGUACAAUACAUGGCAGUUUUACAUUAGUGAUUUAUUAUUCUGAUUGAUUGUGGCUGUUUAGUAAUUCUGUUGUUGGGUAUUGUGAGUUCAGUGUCGUUGAGUUAACGCUGGUGUAGUAGUGUUGCACACAGGGAGUUUCAGUGUCAUAUCCCAAAAUAGACAAGUGCUGAUGCAUCGCUGGGCAUUUGAAUGAAGUUGCACUGCUUUUGUCAGUACCAACAGUGUUAAAAAAAGUGUACUGUGGUGAGAUGGGCUCGGAUCCACUGUUACCAUGUUGUCACAGUAGAUGCUGUAGAUGUUUCACUCUGGUUCUGAAAAGUAUAUCUGCAUUGUUGCAGUUGUUAAUGGCACUUUGAGGUUUUGUUCCGUUAAAAUUCCCUUUGAGUUUGGAAGUUACUUGUGUUUAAUUUAUUUUUUAGUUUACUUUAACUUUUAGUUUCUCCUGCUGCUCUUUCUACCCAAACUGCACCUCAGGUUGGUAGCUUGUGAGACCGUUACUGUACAUGUUCAGCACAUAAAGCUUGUUCUCCUAAAGCACACGGAAUAGGGCUGAGGGCACAGCAGAGUAUCAAGUGAUCUUCACAGCACUGAUAAUCAUGUUCAGGUGUCUUUUCAGUGCUUUACUAGUGUUUGUGUCACACUGAAAUAAAGA
Scleropages formosus (Asian bonytongue) is the source of this 2007-nucleotide messenger RNA. Its product is annotated as claudin domain-containing protein 1. The record is from RefSeq and is a predicted model, not a curated record. The transcript has 5 exons. Bases 181 to 888 code for a protein of 235 amino acids. Gene Ontology annotation, cellular component: membrane. Lineage: Eukaryota; Metazoa; Chordata; Actinopteri; Osteoglossiformes; Osteoglossidae.